Molecule: messenger RNA, 2748 nt
Organism: Aureobasidium pullulans EXF-150
Lineage: Eukaryota; Fungi; Ascomycota; Dothideomycetes; Dothideales; Saccotheciaceae
Product: glutamine synthetase/guanido kinase
Exons: 2
Coding region: 1-2748 (915 amino acids)
Molecular function (GO): hydrolase activity; glutamine synthetase activity
Source: RefSeq, a predicted model, not a curated record
AUGGCUACCUUGGACGACUUGCGGAAAGUGAUUCGAUCCUGCCCGGUCAUUGACAACCACGCGCAUAAUCUUCUUCUACCGUCGAAGCAAGAAGCCUACGACCUGCUCAGCGCAACAACAGAAGCUCAAGGAGACGCUCUCACAGAUACGCACACGUCGCUCUCGCACAUCCGUGCCGUACGCCAAUUACGCGAACUCUACGACCUCGACAAUGACGCACAAUGGGAAGACUUGAUGGAGAAGAGAGCAGACAUUCUGCACGGGAACUUUGAGAGCUUUCUGAGACGAUGCUUUACUGGAAUACACACCAUCCUCAUGGACGAUGGUCUCGACGAUACCACCGUCUAUCUCUACGACUGGCAUGACGACUUCAUCCUCGACAAGACUCUGCGUGUUGUUCGCAUUGAGACGGUGGCUGCAGACAUUCUUCGCGAGAUGUACAGGAAAGGCAAUCUGCCAAUCGGUCCAGCUUUGCACAACGAUGACAUGUGUGCUGAAGCCUGGAUCACUUUCCUACAAGCGUUUGAGUCUGCUAUCGUCACCGAGAUUAAUGAUCCCGACGUGGCAGGUUUCAAGUCCGUCAUCUGCUACCGUACUGGUCUGGACGUUAAGAUUGCCGGUGAUGUACAGGUAGCCACUAGCGGUCUUGAAGCCUUUCAGAGCGGUUAUCUUCCAGACUGCUCUCGGAAGGAUUUCCGUAUCGAGUCAAAGGGACUCAACGACAGUCUUGUCAUCUCGACUUGUCGUCUCCUGAGUGCAGCAGCCAAGCAGGACUCGAUAAGCAAGCCACUCCAGUUCCACACUGGACUCGGUGAUGCUGACAUCGACUUGCUCUUGUCGGAUCCUUCUCAUCUUCAGCCUCUCAUCACUGCCUUCCCGGAUGUACAGAUCAUCCUCCUCCACACAUCGUAUCCAUACAUGCGUCAGGCCGGCUACCUCGCAACAGUCUAUAAGAAUGUGUACCUCGACCUUGGCGAAGUCUUCCCUCAAGUCAGCAGGAACGGUCAAGAGACCAUCUUGCGUCAGUGCAUGGAGAUCACUCCUUUCUCGAAACUGCUCUUCUCCACCGACGCCCACCACUUUGGCGAAGUCUACUGGCUAGCACUGAAGCAAUUCAGACAAGCAUUUGAGAAGAUUCUAGUAGACUAUGUGGAAAACGAUGAUCUGUCAAUCGAGCAAGCCAUCGAUGCAGCCAAAGCCAUCUACUUCAACAACGCGAAGCGAGUGUACAAUCUGGACGUAGACCUUCCAGAGAUAGAACCAGUAAGACUCACAGAUGAACGCACAUCCCGAGACUAUCCGACAGGGAUGGAACAACCACGACGAACCAGGGCACAGAGCAACCGCGAAGCUAGAAUCAUGCAAGCUCCUCAGCCUUUACAAUUACCGUGGAGAGAACCUGAGGCACAUGAGAAGCCAUACGACCUUGAUGCAUUCACGAGAUUCACAACCCAAAAUUCUGACUUGAAGUUUGUCUAUGUACAAUGGCUUGACUAUCUUGCUACGUUGCGUGCUCGCAUGCUACCAAUUGCCGAGUACCGACGUCUCGUCACAGAAGGCGAAAGGAUAGGCAUUUCCCGAGGCAACACGGGUACCCUUCAGAAUGACCAUGUCACCUCGGCGGUCAGCUCCACCGGCCAACUUUACGUGGAGCCCGACAUGUCGACCUUGAGACUCACACACUCGAAAGAUCCACUUGCAUCUGCGACCACGAUAGCGUCCUUUGCCAAUGAAGAUGGCCGACCAUCCACCUGCUGCCCGAGAAACAGUCUCAAGAUACUGACAGAUCGCUUCUCAAACGAUCACAGUAUCGACCUUGUGGCUGGUUUCGAGAUCGAAGUCGUAUUCCUGGAAGUAGGUACGGAUGACCAAUACAUCCCAUGGACAACGAAUCACGCCUGGGGUACUUUCACCCCCGAACAAUUCGACAUUGCACUACCAGUGCUUGCAGAGAUUGCCGACGAGCUCGCAAACAUCGGCAUCAACAUUCAGCAAUUCCACUCCGAAUCUGGACCGGGACAAUACGAAUUCGUACUACCACCUCUGCCUAUCCUCCAAGCCAUCGACACACUUAUCCAAGCCCGUCAAGUCAUCCACCAAAUCGCUCGUCUCCACGGUCUACGCGCUACGCUUCACCCUGUCCCUCUCAAUUCCGUAGGCUCAGGUCAACAUGUCCAUCUCUCCCUGAAUUCCUCCACACAAUCCUCAGAAGACCUGGAGAAGAAAGAACUCUCCUUCUUCGCAGGUGUGUUAGAGCAUUUACCUUCGAUGUGUGCUUUCUUGCUGUCGAAUACUGCUAGUUAUGCACGUGUGAAGGAUAACAUGUGGACGAGUGGGGCUUGGGUGGCUUGGGGUACGCAGAAUCGUGAAACACCAUUGCGCAGGGUUAAACAAGGACGAUGGGAGAUCCGCUGUCUGGAUGGUUUCGCAAACCCCUACCUCGCUUUGUCCGCUCUGCUUGCCGCCGGUCUUGACGGUGUACAAGAGGGCAGGCAGAUGAAGAUGAAAGAUUGCACCGCCAAUCCUGCAGCACUGACCGACACCCAACGCGAGGAAUUGGGUAUUACGACAAAGAUGCCUGUAUCGCUUGAUGAGUCGCUGGAUGAACUUGAGAAGGACGAAGUGUUGAAGAGGGGUAUAGAUGAGAAAAUGAUUGGGGAUUUCAUUGUCAUGAAGAGAGCUGAAAAGGAAAUGCUCGAUGGGAUGGAAGAGAAGGAAAGGCAUGCCUGGUUGAUUGAGAGGUAUUGA